Aspergillus nidulans FGSC A4 is the source of this 743-nucleotide messenger RNA. RefSeq names its product ribosome biosynthesis protein NIP7. Gene Ontology annotation, cellular component: nucleus; cytoplasm; preribosome. NCBI's taxonomy places the organism in Eukaryota, Fungi, Ascomycota, Eurotiomycetes, Eurotiales, Aspergillaceae. Gene Ontology annotation, biological process: assembly of large subunit precursor of preribosome; maturation of LSU-rRNA from tricistronic rRNA transcript (SSU-rRNA, 5.8S rRNA, LSU-rRNA); ribosomal large subunit biogenesis. The record is from RefSeq and is a predicted model, not a curated record. Gene Ontology annotation, molecular function: RNA binding. The coding region runs from base 11 to 577 and encodes 188 amino acids. The transcript has 3 exons.
CAUACCCAAAAUGCGCCCCCUCACAGAAGAAGAGACGCAGACGCUCUUCAAGAAGCUUGCGGAGUACUGCGGGUCAGGCCUGAAGGAGCUUAUCAAACCGCUUGAUUCUUCUCCCAACGCCGAUCGCUAUGUCUUCCGACUGUCAGGCAACCGUGUCUAUUACUCCCUCUUGUCGAUAGCCAACGCAGCCACCGCAUUUCCUCGCGAUCAGCUCCUCUCCCUCGGAAUAUGCAUGGGCAAAUUCACCAAGACUGGCAAAUUCCGCCUCCACAUAACCGCGCUCCCCAUCAUUGCUGAGCACGCCCGAAAUAAGAUCUGGAUCAAGCCGAACGGCGUCAUGCCCUUCCUCUACGGUUCGAACGUAGCCAAGGCCCACGUCGCAAAGCUACCGGACGAGAUGGCUGAACACAGCGGAGUUAUUGUUUGCACGCAGGAUGAUGUUCCUCUGGGUUUUGGGAUUACGGCAAGGAGUACGGCGGAGGCAAGGCGGUUGGACCCCACGGGUAUUGUUUGCUUCCGGCAGGCAGAUUGCGGAGAGUACCUGCGCGAUGAGGAUACUCUGUUUGCUUCAGGGUAAAGGGUCACAGGACGUGGUGAAGAGUCAACUACCGGCUUCAUUUCCCAUACCGACGUAGCCACAAGUCGCAAAGGCGUUGGUGGCUGACGGGAUGGGAACCCAAUGCAUUGGCUUGAGGACCGGUAUAUUUGCGCGGUAAGGACUGCGCUGGACGAGUUCCAGUGGG